AUGACGUUGUUUAAGUUAGAAUAUAUGAAUGAUAUUAGAAUUGUUGAACUUCAAAACCUCACCAUUGUCUCUCUCUAUGAUGCAUUUACAAAAAAAUUUAAUUUAAAAGAUGUUAGGUUAAGACCACGUUAUUUGAUGAAAUUUCUUGAUACAGACGGAGAUUGGGUAACAUUAACUGAUGAUACUGACAUUCUUUUAGCAAUGAAACAAAUGAAGAAUAUUACUUUAAGAUUAAAACUUGUUGAUAGUUAUCAAACCGCUACUAGUUCAAUGAAUGAAGAAUGGGACUUACGACCAUUAUUUUCUCAAUUAAUUAAUUCUCCUUCUAUUCAGAACAGUAUCUCAAAAAUGGUUGAAAAUAUUCUUCAAACAUCAAAUCAAGUGGUUGAAGUUAGAACAAAACCUGAAGUAGUUAAAAUGCCAUCAAAUUAUAAUACAUCACAAAAUGAAAUGGAAAAUCUUCCAGUAUUAGAUGAUGAUGGUUUGUUUUAUUCAUUGAAAUAA
Molecule: messenger RNA, 504 nt
Organism: Entamoeba nuttalli P19
Lineage: Eukaryota; Evosea; Mastigamoebida; Endamoebidae
Product: PB1 domain containing protein
Exons: 2
Coding region: 1-504 (167 amino acids)
Molecular function (GO): protein binding
Source: RefSeq, a predicted model, not a curated record